CUUGGUGUAUUAGGCAACAGUUUAGUUAUUAUAUCAGUGAUACGGUACAAAUCGUUACAAUCUGUGCGCAAUAUAUUUAUCGUAAGCUUAUCUGUUAGUGAUAUUGUAAUUUCGGUGGUUUCCGGUACUAUCACACCUAUUACAGCAUUUACCAAAAUAUGGCUUUUUGGUGAACUUCUUUGCUAUUUUGUUCCAUUUAUACAGGGCGCAAGUUUAUGCUUUUCAACUUUGACCCUUACUGCAAUAGCCAUUGAUCGCUAUAUUCUUAUUAUUUUUCCAACGAAAGAGCCAAUUCAGAAGUCACAAGCUGUUAAAAUGAUUGGCAUUGAUUUCGUGCUGGCAACUGCCAUAUCUUUGCCAAUGUUUAUCAAACAACAACUUGUUAAAUUUGAAAAUUUUUGUGGUCAGUUUUGUACAGAAGACUGGGGGUCAGAUAAUACUGGCCGAAGCACUUAUGGAACAAUUGUAUUUAUAUUCCAAUUUAUUGCACCUCUAACUGUCAUCACUUUUUGCUAUACAAUGAUCUCUUUGAAACUUAGCAAGGUAUUGUAUUUGAUUCGUAAUACACUUACGUUGGCGCCUGAUUACUUAAUCACAGAACAAAUGAAUAAGUGUUCAUCCUAUAGACGGCAAGUACUUAAACGACGUGUACGUACAAAUCGUAUGCUAAUUUCAAUGGUUAGCGUAUUUGUUUGUUGCUGGAUGCCAUCUGUUGCAUUCAAUUUUCUUAGAGAUUAUCAGUGGUUACCAAACUUUGUUACUAAGCAAGAAUAUUUAUUCGGCCUAAUUACCCAUUGCAUUUCAAUGAGCUCAACUGUAUGGAAUCCAUGCUUGUAUACUUUAUUAAAUCAACAAUUUCGAUUGGCAUUUCUAAGUUUGUUACGAUCAGUACCAGUAGUACAAAAGAAAAGUUUAACAACAGAUAUCGGAUAA
This is a messenger RNA of Thelazia callipaeda (thelaziosis nematode), 933 nucleotides long. Lineage: Eukaryota; Metazoa; Nematoda; Chromadorea; Rhabditida; Thelaziidae. The record is from the annotation of a GenBank genome assembly.